GAAGAAGCUUGUGUGUUAUCGGUGCUGACAGGCUAAUUUACGGAUUUUCUCCUCCAUUUCAGCUGUGAUUCUCUCGUAAAUUAUACAAAAACCACACGUUGUUUUCUUUCUAAGUGGUCUGAUUGAUGUUUAACCAAUUAGUUCAACGAGGGAUCUCCAUUCAGAAUGUUAUCACCGGCAAUUCUGGGCUCAGAGUAAAUCCGUCAAAUUCUUGUUGCUCGGGAACCUGUCGAAAUGACAGAGCAAUUAAAUAACAACGAAACUCUAUUUUCUUUCGAACUAUUGGUGGAAUAUAUCAGAUUAGACAAAACCAUAAAAUGUCUAAAUUAUUCCGAUGAAUUAGCCCUCGGUGUGAGACUACUAGACUUCCCAACUCUGCUCAUCUAUCAACCAGAAACGUCUACUCCACUGCUCGAACAACGGCUCCAUGAUGAUGAUGACGAGGACAUUGAGAAGGAAAACCAGCUCUAUCAAGCCCAUGACACGUUUAAAUACCCUUUCAACAAAGGCAAGUCGUGUUUGUUCAAAACCCACCUGGACUCCCUCCACACCCACCUAUCCAACACUCCUCUGCACGCUGUGGUCCUGGAUAUGAGGGGAGAGAUUCCCAAUUUGAUAGGCAGCUCGCUGGUGUCUCUGGUCAGGUUGAUAGACUGUAUCAGGUGUGAUGUGGAGGUUCAUGGUAUCUCCUCUCCCUCUUCCCAAGGAGAGAAAGGACUUGUUGAUUUAUUUAAUCUCAUGGGGGAGAAAAUAGGUGUUAUUUCUUUGGGAUAUAAUCUGUUCAGUCUGGGAAGUAGUUCAUUACCACAUAUACCUGAUAACAGGGUAUUGCCAGUUGGUAUUACACACGGGACGGAAUCUAUGAAAUCAAUAGAACAUUUACAGGUCGAUCAUGGGGAAGGAACGAUGCAACCACUUGACUUGGACAUUGACAACACGCCUUCCAAGGUCCUUUAUCAGAAUAUUCAUAUAAAUGGCAAGCCCAGUGAGAUAGUGGUGUCAGAAGCAGGGCAGGCUGUUACAGUUUCAACUGCCACUCAAACAGAACAUUCUAGAAGGAAGCGGCAUCACCGAAUACUCAGAGUGGCUGCUAUUGAUAAGGAGCAUGAUGAGGGAAGCCUCCGUGUUCAGCCCCCAUCUCUUUACUACAGCAGUCCUGUAGAACAACAACAGGAGAAUGAGCCAGACCAGUACAGGGUGUUAGAUAUGGAGUCUCUCAGGGUAGAGGAUCUGGACUUGGGGAAUGAGGAGACACAGGUUCCUGCUACGGACCACAGGCGUAGACUGAGACAGGAUGUGGUUAUGGAGUCUAGAGGCAGGGAAGAGAGGGGACAGCACCAACCCCAGCAGACAGCAUCUAUCCUAGGGGAGGCUCUGAGACCGCUCCCUCUAUUGAACACCUUGCUAGUUGAGCUCGCCCAGCUGAGUGGACAGAGUCAGACCCAGCUCCAGCAGCUCUUCUCCGUCCACCCCAACCUAGCAUGGAUCUACAGGCUGCUGACAGAGCCUUCUAAUGGACAGGCGGACUGGCCUCAGUCCCAGGGCCUACGAGACACCACAACAUCACCACAGAGAGACAGGCAGUCUCCUUGCCCAGUGGUUCCCAAACUAUGGGUCGGAGCUAGCCCCAGAGUGAAGAACAGACCGCUUCAGGAACAAUGCAGCACUACCACACAAAGUUCUAUCAGAAAAACAAACUGGGAGAAUACAAUGAGUGGCAAUACAGUGUCCAAGUCCUCGCCCAAGAAGAAGUUAGGUUUUGGAAUGACAAAAACGUUCCGCCUAAGAAUGAAGCAGGUUAAACCUUGUGGGAUGAAAUGCCACCUCCACGAGUGCAGAAAGCAACAGACAGACAAACAGACACUCAACACCAAGGGUCCUGGAAGGAAGUCCAACAACACUAACAGUCAAACAGAUCAACCUAUAGAUGGGAGGAAGCUACUCAAUAGGAAUGAUAUUCUAAAUGAGAACAUUGCGACUGCGAUAAGUAGCCUGGACAGAGACUGUGGACGGCAGGGAUACAUCUCAACUAGAACCCAGCAGGAACUAACAAACACAUUCACAACUAGUGUCAAUGCAGAGGAUUCUUACUGUAAGAGAGAUGACUCCUCCCAGAGAUUACCAGAACAGAAAGCAUCAUCCCAUUCCAAGCAGGACAGUCACAGUAAACUGUGGGUGCAUAUUCCCAGUGUUGAUCACACAGAGGAGGUGUUACGGAGUGGAGAGUACGACCAUGCUGACUCUGACAGCAGAGGAGACGGGGAUGAGACUCCAAGAGGCCCCAAACCCAGACCACACCUUUCAGACUCUGGCCACAAGCCCCACAUGUCAGACACCAGAAAGAAGCACCAAACCCAGACCACACUUUCAGAACUCUGGCACAAGCCCCACAUUUCAGACACCAGAAGAUGCCCAAACCCAGACCACACCUUUCAGACUCUGGCCACAAGCCCCACAUGUCAGACACCAGAAUAUGCCCCAGACACAACACCCCCACUCUGCCUCCAGCAGUGAUAGGUUGGACAGUGUGGGUGCAGUAGAGUACCUGGAAUGAUUUCAGCAGUCUAGACCCUACUGGUGGUGAGGGUACUCACUUCAACUGACCUCAGUAGCCCUGAACUGUUGGGGGUCGGAGGACAGGGGGAGG
This is a messenger RNA of Salvelinus sp. IW2-2015, 2647 nucleotides long. NCBI's taxonomy places the organism in Eukaryota, Metazoa, Chordata, Actinopteri, Salmoniformes, Salmonidae. The record is from RefSeq and is a predicted model, not a curated record.